AUGAAUGGCGGAGCCACGCGCGCCAUGAGGAGCCUGCCGAGCCUGGGCGGCCUCGCCCUGUUGUGCUGCGCCGCUGCCGCCGCCGCAGCCGCGGUCUUAACCACCUCGCCGGGGAAUGUCACCGGUGGCGGCGGGGCCGCGGGGCAGGUGGACGCGUCGCCGGGCCCAGGGCUACGGGACGAGCCUACUCACCCCUUCUUUAACGCCACGGCUCAGGCUCCCACCGUCCAGGCCCAGAGGACCGGACCCCAGCGUACUACCGUCCACGGACCCCUGGCUGCGACCUCUGCAGCCCAGUCUCCGGAGACCACCCCUCGGGCGACGGCCGGAUCCAAUCCGACCACCUUCCAGGCUCCUCCCGGCUCGUCGCCGACCACCCCGCGGGCGGUGGAACCAACGCCGACCCACCCUCGGUCUUCUACCAGACCCGCGGCGACCACCCUCUCGGCCACCACUGGCCCGGCGCCGACCACCCCUGUAGCGACCACUUCUCCGGCGCCCACCGCGCUCCAGACCCCGACCUCCGUUCUCCCCGGCAGCAGCAGCGUCCCGCCCACCCCACCUGCCACCGAGGUCCCUUCUCGGCCCCCAGAGUAUGUAUGCAACUGCUCUAAGGUGGGAAGCUUGGAUGUGAAUCGCUGCAGUCAGACCACAGGGCAAUGUGAGUGUCUGCCAGCUUAUCAGGGGCUUCGCUGUGAAACCUGCAAGGAGGGCUUUUACCGGAAUGACACUAACAGUUCUGGGCUCUGUCUGCCAUGUGACUGUAGUCCAGAUGGAGCCCUCAGCAUACUCUGCAACAGUUCUGGGAAAUGCCAGUGCAAAGUGGGUGUCACUGGUUCUACAUGUCACCGAUGCCAGGAUGGAUAUUAUGGCUUCACCAAGAGUGGCUGCCUACCCUGCCAAUGCAGUAAUCGUUCUGCCAGUUGUGAUGCCCUCACAGGUGCUUGUUUAAACUGCCAGGGAAAUAGCAAAGGGGAUCACUGUGAAGAGUGCAAAGAAGGCUUUUAUCAGAGUCCUGAUGCCAAUAAAGAAUGUCUUCACUGUCCUUGUUCAGCAGUGACAUCUACAGGCAGUUGCAUCAUAAAAUUGGGUGAAUUGGAGCCUAAAUGUGUCCAGUGUAAAGAUGGUUACACAGGCCGGAACUGCAAUAAAUGUGAAAAUGGUUAUUACAAUUCUGACAGCAUCUGUAUACAGUGCCAAUGUCAUGGCCACGUGGACCCCGUUAAGACUCCAAAGAUUUGCAAGCCUGAGAGUGGUGAAUGCAUUAAUUGCCUCCAUAAUACCACUGGGUUUGAGUGUGAGAACUGCCUAGAAGGUUAUGUUCACAACCUCGAGGGAGAUUGCAUCAAGAAAGAAGUUAUUGUUCCAACACGUGAAGGUUCUACCAUUUUGGUUCCCAAUGCCUCUCUGACCACAUCAGUGCCCACCCCUGUUAUAAAUAGUACAUUUACCCCCACAACUCUGCAGACUAUCUUUUCAGUAAACUCUUCUGAAAACAGUACUUCAGCUUUAGCUGAUGUAUCAUGGACCCAGUUUAACAUCAUCAUUUUGACAGUCAUCAUCAUUGUAGUGGUGCUGCUGAUGGGAUUUGUUGGGGCUGUAUACAUGUACCGGGAAUACCAAAACCGGAAACUGAAUGCCCCUUUUUGGACCAUCGAGCUGAAAGAAGAUAAUAUCAGUUUCAGCAGCUACCAUGACAGCAUUCCCAAUGCAGAUGUGUCAGGAUUGUUGGAAGAUGAUGGCAAUGAAGUGGCUCCCAAUGGGCAACUGACCCUGACGACACCCAUGCACAACUACAAAGCCUAA
Messenger RNA from Chrysochloris asiatica (Cape golden mole), 1806 nucleotides. It is a transcript of the gene MEGF9, whose product is annotated as multiple EGF-like-domains 9. Gene Ontology annotation, cellular component: basement membrane. The transcript is spliced from 6 exons. NCBI's taxonomy places the organism in Eukaryota, Metazoa, Chordata, Mammalia, Afrosoricida, Chrysochloridae. The record is from RefSeq and is a predicted model, not a curated record. Gene Ontology annotation, molecular function: extracellular matrix structural constituent. Gene Ontology annotation, biological process: axon guidance. Bases 1 to 1806 code for a protein of 601 amino acids.